AUGUCUGCUUGCAACUCCCGUAAGAGCCGACGUAAACACUGUAAAUACAGAAUUCCUUCAUCAGAUUUGUCAUUUGUAAACAGACAGUCAAGUAUGUCUAAUCCUGUAAAUAUUGUAAAGAAUCCUCUCUGUAUCAGUACAUGGAAUGUUACUUCUCUUGUCAGUAAUUCCAGUAAGAUGUAUCAAUUAGGAAAAGGUUUUGAUGAUUAUGGACUAGAGCUCCUUGGGCUAACUGAAACACAUAUGGCUGGAUCAGGAACUCAGACUUUGGACAAUGGGGCUGUUUUGGUUUAUUCUGGCAGGAGCGAUGGAGUACGGAGAGAAGGAGUUGGUGUUGUUCUUUCCAAAAAGAUGAAGAAUACUCUCAUAUCAUACACCCCUGUAUCAGGACGGGUUAUGACUGCCCGUUUACAUAGCAAACACAUCAACAUUAGUGUUACAGUUGUGUAUGCUCCAACUGAGGAUGCAGAGAUCAGUUUAAAAGACUCAUUCUACAAGGAAUUGAAUGAUGUUCAAUCGGGACUACCUGCACAUGAUAUAAAGAUAGUUUUAGGAGAUUUUAAUGCUCGUGUUGGAAGGGAUACUGAUGCUCACCCUGGUGUUAUAGGAAAACACUCAUAUCACACAGAACCAAAUGAUAACGGAAAACGGGUGCUAGAUUUCUGUACUAUGCACCAGCUGACGAUCGGAGGCACACUCUUUGAACACAAAGAUAUCCACAAGACAACAUGGAGAUCCCCAAAUGGUAACACCGUCACUCAAAUUGACCAUAUGUGUAUUUCGACGAGAUGGAGCCAUUCUUUGCUUGAUGUCAGGAGCAUGAGAGGAGCAGAUAUAAAUACUACUCACUAUCUGGUAAGAGGAUAUGUAUCUAUUAAACUUAAGUGUCCUCAGAAAAGAAAGAAGCGUGUAAGACAGCCUGCUUUAGAGCACCUGCGUGAUAGAUCUAAGAGCCAGGAAUAUAGUAACAGAAUAGCUGAAGAGUACUAUAACAACGAUCAGGAGCAUGGAAACUCUCCUUUAGAAGAACAGUGGAAGAAACUGAGAGAUAUAAUAACUGAUGUUUCAUUUGAAGUUCUGGGUGAAAGGGGCCGGAAAAAGAGAACAGAACAUCUCUCAAGGGAUACUAAAAAUCUCCUAAAAGAACGAGGGGAGAUUAAAAAGAAACCCAGUACUGCUGAGAACCGUGCUAAGUACUCGCGGAUUAACGGCCUUGUUAGGCAGAACUGUAAAAGAGAUGAUAAUGCUUGGGCUGUUAGAGUAGCUGAGGAAUUAGAAGAUGCUGCCAAGCAGGGUCAACAAAGAGAUGUUUGGCAGAAAAUAAAAUCCUUAACAAACAAGAGAGUAAACAGAUCUGCGGCAGUGCGGGAUAAGAAUGGGACACUUAUAUCAGAUCCCGAAGCUCAGUCACAUCGCUGGGCCGAAUAUUUUGAAGAACUCUUGACGCCAGCAGCAAAUGCGGUGGAUUUCUCUAUAUUGGAUCAGGAUGAAAAGUUACUUUCUUUUGAAUACCUUAGUAAUGAUGAUGAACCACCGUCCUUGUUUGAAAUUGAGGAAGCUAUCAAGAAGUUGAAGAACUACAAGAGUGCUGGAAUUGAUGAAAUUUCAAAUGAGCAGUUAAAGUACGGUUCUUCUGGACUUCUGCCUUGGUUAAAGGAUCUUUUUGAAACUGUGUGGAAAGGUGAGGAUAUUCCUAAUGAUUGGAGAAAAGGAAUAAUCACCAUCAUCCCAAAGAAAGGGGACCUCACAUAUUGCAACAAUAACAGAGAGAAGUUUAAAAAUAUAUCCCGUGGUUUUACUCUUCAGUACAGACAAAGUUCCAGACAACCGGAAAAAUGUGUCAUUGAUCUGGACUAUGCUGAUGACAUCGCAGGAAUGGAUGACACUGUUGAAGGACUGCAAGAAACUACGGACAAUAUUGCGAAAUACUGUGGGCUCGGGGGUUUAAAGAUGAACGCAAAGAAAACAGAGAUCAUGGUCAUUGGGAAAGAUACAUCGCAGCACCCACUCCCAGAGAAUAGGACCAUAGAUAUAACUGUCGAUGGAAACUCUGCAAAGCAGUAUUACACCUGGGACUACACUGGAGAGAAAAACGUCCCUGAACCAGAAGAUCAAGAAGAUCAAGAGGAAAUUUACAUGUAA
Molecule: messenger RNA, 2142 nt
Organism: Bolinopsis microptera
Lineage: Eukaryota; Metazoa; Ctenophora; Tentaculata; Lobata; Bolinopsidae
Exons: 3
Coding region: 1-2142 (713 amino acids)
Biological process (GO): chromatin remodeling
Cellular component (GO): nucleus
Molecular function (GO): catalytic activity
Source: RefSeq, a predicted model, not a curated record